CGUGUUUACAGAGGCCCUGCACUGCUGGGCCCUCCAGACACUGUUCGGUGAGCUGAGCUCGCCCGGCGCCUGAUCGCACACACCGAUGACCUGAGCGAUCCUUUACCGUCAGUUCAGCGUAGACAUGGCAGCGGCUCUGCUCCUCUGGGUCCUGUGGGUCCUGCCGGCUUCAACGCUGUCGAGAAGAUCCUCGGCGGAGGAGUAUUUUCUUCAGUUCUUGGAUCAGCAGGAUCUUCUUUUUUAUUUUGGUACCACCUCCAUAGCAUCAGUGCCUGACUUUCAGCUCGUUUGGCCUCGCUGCCCGUCCACGGAGCCGUCCAUCACCCCGUGGCGUUGUUCAGUUGAGGCUCAGGGGAGAAGGUACGAGCUGGGCCUGCCUGGAGGAGGUUCGCCCCCAUCCUGUUUUUCCUUGGAGGACGUGGUUUUGGACUGCUGCGCUCGGCUCCGGGUGCUGAAGCCCCAGUCGGCCCACGCUAACCUCACGUUCUGCGGAGGAUCGCUGAGAGGCCUGCUGCUCACCCAGGGAACAUGGCUCCACAUCCAGCCCGUACUGCAGAGGCACCAGCAGCUGGCUGGCUCGUCCGACGGACCCCCAGCCACAGCACACCUGGUGUUCCCCCGGCCCGUGUUCGAGGGAUCAUCGCAGGGCCUCCCUCGCUCAAAUGUCAGGCUCAAGCGCAGUUCCACCAUGGGGUCACAGGUCACCCACCUGGAGCUGCUGGUGGUGGCAGGGCCAGAUGUGCAGCAGGUGCACAGGCAAGACACUGAGAGGUACAUCCUCACCAAUCUCAACAUUGCCUCUGAGCUGCUCAGGGACAUCUCUCUGGGGGCCAGUCUGAGGGUCCACCUGAUUCGCAUCAUAAUCCUGACGGAACCUGAGCCAGAGAUCCAAAUCACGGGCAACAUCACCUCCUCCUUGAUGAGCGUGUGCCAGUGGGGGCAUAGGGUGAACCCCACCAAUGACACGGACCCCCUGCAUGCCGACCUGCUGCUUUAUAUUACACGAUUUGACCUUCAGCUGCCGGACGGGAACAAGCAAGUGCGGGGAGUAGCCCAGCUGGGUGGAGCCUGUUCCAGCCAGUGGAGCUGUGUUAUUACAGAGGACACGGGGUUCGACCUGGGCAUCACCAUUGCGCACGAAAUUGGCCACAGCUUCGGCAUCAAUCACGAUGGGACGGGCAACACCUGCAGUAGCAGCGGGUUCAUUAUGGCGUCCGAUGGCGGCUACAACAGUGUGGACCUCAGCUGGUCUCAGUGCAGCCGUGACCAACUCCAGAGCUUCCUCAGUUCUGACCACGGCGAGUGCGUAAAGGACUUGCCCUUGCUCGGAGGCUCUCUGCAGGACUGGAAGCCAGGCUUGUACUAUGGCAUCGAUGACCAAUGCCGCAUCGCCUUCGGCAACGUUGCCAGGGCCUGUUCCUUCAACACCGGGGACAUUGAUAUGUGUCGCGUACUGUCCUGCCACGUCGUCCCUGGUGACCAGAGCUCAUGCACUCGACUGUUAGUUCCCCUGCUUGAUGGAACUGAGUGUGCGCCCAAUCAGUGGUGUCUGAAGGGGCGCUGCGUCUCCCCAUCCCAGUUGAGCUCCUCCAUGGCAGUGCACGGCUCCUGGUCCAGCUGGUCGGAGUUCUCCCCCUGCUCCCGCACCUGCGGCGGUGGGGUCAGCGCUAGGAGGAGGCAGUGCAACAAUCCACGACCUGCCUUUGGAGGGAACAAUUGCAAGGGCCCGGACACCGAGGCCGAACUGUGUAACAUGCAGCCCUGUCCCAGGACCCAGCUGGAGUUCAUGGAGGAGCAGUGCUCAAUGACAGACUCCCAGCCCCUGUACCUGUCCUCCAGCGAUGCCACUGGGUACCACUGGAUCUCUGCCGUGGGCUACGUUACAGGAGACCUCCAGUGCAAGCUCAUGUGCCGCUCCCAGGGCGAGGACUUCAUGGUGAGCCGUGGAGCGCGGUUUGUGGACGGGACGCGGUGCGAGCCCAGCAGUCUGGCUCCGACCGGUUCUGUCUCGGCUUGCUUGGCGGGGACGUGCCAGCUGUUUGGAUGCGAUGGGCUGCUGAAUUCUGGGAAGGUGAAGGACGCGUGUGGGGUGUGUGGAGGAGAUGGCUCAUCCUGCAGUCUCGUUUCUGAUUCCUACACGGAGGGUCACGCCAAAGAGUAUACCACAUUCUUGACCCUUCCUCAGAAUGCAACUCAAGUUCACAUUGUCAACACCAGGCCCAUCUUCACACACUUGGCUGUGCUAGUCCAAGGCAAGUAUGUGGUGGCUGGAACUGGCAGUGUGUCCCUGAACACCACACACCCCUCCCCUCUAGAGGACGGACGGUUAACGUACCUCCUCUACCUCACCCCUGACCUCCUGCCCCACAAAGAGGAGCUGUUGUUACCUGGGCCGGUAGAAGAGGACAUUCACAUACAGGUGUAUCGAAAGUACGGAAAAGAAUACGGAGAAGCAACCAGCCCGAAUAUCUCCUACUCUUUUUACGCACCGGGAACUGCGAGCAAAACCAGAGCCAAGUGGACAACUCGCAUGACAACCUGUUCUGUCACCUGUGGAUCAGGAACACAGCAGACUAUUGCUCUGUGCGUGAGUGAAGAUGGUGAUGAACAUCUGUCAGAGACCUCCUGUGAAGCGACCCCUCGUCCCCCCUUCCUUGAGGUCCCCUGUCACCUUGCGGCCUGCCCUCCCUACUGGGAAACAGGGGACUUUGGCCCCUGCAGUGUUUCCUGUGGUGGAGGUGAGAUGGUGCGCUCUGUGAGGUGUGUCCAGAGGCAGGGGGCCGAGCUCCUCCAGCGGCCGGCCUCCGAGUGUCCGCAAGACUCGGCUCCGCCCUCUCUGAGCGCCUGCAGCCCAGAGCCCUGCCCAGCGAGGUGGCGGGUGUCGAACCCUGGAGAGUGCUCGGCCGCGUGUGGACCAGGGACGGCCUGGCGCGUGGUGUCCUGCGUACAGAUGGAGCGGGGCGCGGACUCCGUCGUGGACGAGAGCCUGUGCCCGCAGUCUGACCGUCCAGCGGACAGCCUGCCCUGCCUGGUGGACAUCUGUCCUGUGGGCUGGGACACAAAGGCCGAGGGAGGAGGCGGCAUCGCGGGGAGCCAGAGUUCGAGUUCCUCUCGUGACAAUAAAGGCUUUGAUGUGCAGACCCAGGUUCAGUGGCGACACAAAUCAGCGCUCGCCGUGAUGUCAUCGGCUCAGGCGGAGCCUGUCUUUGUAUGGAACCCUGUGAUUGGCCGGUGCUCAAAGAGCUGCGGGACUGGACAAAGGCAGGUGUGGUACUCCUGUGUGGACCACCUGUCCAGGAACCAGGUGCUGGAUGUCUACUGCAACGGUUCGAGUAAACCCCAGCCGUACACAGAACUGUGCAGCACUGACGUCUGCCCCCCCGGGUGGCACUACCAGCAGGGGGUGUGCAGUGUUUCGUGUGGCGGGGGGGUGGCACACAGGGUGCUGUACUGCUCCCGGGACACUGGUUUUGGGGAAGAGAUCACCAGCGACUCUGAGUGCAGGGGGCCACUCCCCUCCAGCAGGGUACCAUGUAACACGGACCCAUGCCCUGCCAGAUGGAGGGCACAGGAGGCAGGACCCUGCUCGGCAUCCUGUGGUCUCGGUGUUGCCCAGCGCCGUGUGUCCUGUGUCCGGUUCCAGCAGGGUGAAGACAGGGAAGUGUCGGAGGAGCUGUGCCCCCCUGCCCAGAAACCCUCGGCCGUGGAGCCGUGCCUGAUGACAGUCUGUACCUUCAUUUGGGAGGUGCAGGAGUGGGGCCAGUGUUCAGUGACCUGCGGCAAUGGGAUCCAGUCCAGGGCGGUGUCCUGCGUGGGACCCGGGCACGCCCAGCCCCUGAGCCCCCUGCUGUGUAUGCACCUGCCCAAACCAAUCACCAUCCAGGCAUGCCAUGCUCACGACUGCGCUCCCCCUGAGCCCACCACGUGGGCCUCCGGGAGAUCGGACACAACGCCUGCGGCCCCCGGAACUCCUCGCCCACCUCAGUAUCAGGCAUCAACGUUACCCGCUCCGUCAGCCACACCCACAGCCCCUUCAGAGACCAGUGUGUGCGGGCAGCUUCUGCUGCAGUCCUCUGGCACGGUGGACCUGAGGCGCGCAAGCGAGCGCGACUGCACCGUGACCGUCGGGCGCCCUCUGGACGAGAUUGUCCACAUCGAGGUGGAGUCCAGCUCCCUGGACUGCAGAAGCAGGGAGUUUGUAGCGCUCUACGACAGGCUGAUGCUGGUAAAGAAGUGCGAGCGGCUGUCCGGCUAUUCCCUGACCAGCCACACCAACGUCCUGCUGAUACGGCAGGGCCUGGUCGCCCCCGGCAACGGCGUGCUGCUAACCUACCGCAGCCAGAAGUCAACCAAGAAGGGUCUCUAUAGCGACUGCGACCGGCAGCUGUUUGGGUCGACGGGCGAGAUAGUGAAUCCCACGCACCUGUCGGACGCCGCCCUUCACACCUGCCGCGUCUUCAUCAACGUCCGGCCUUCCGCCACCAUCGAAAUUCGUGCCCUGAGCAUCGAACCGACGCUGCACGGUGGCGCCGCACAGUCCACCUUCGUACUGAUCCGUGAUGUCAGAGUGAUGAAGACCACGGUGUUCGGGGGGAACCAGCUGUUCCUGUGGCGCUCGUCGGGCAGCAUGGUGGAGAUCGAGUUCCACGGGGGGUAUCUGCAGGCCAAGGGAAGCUUCCGGGCAGAAUACUCCACCAUCGAACCCUGAUCGACCGUCACCCGCUACACACCUCACACUUUGUCCUAUUGGACAGUACACUUCUCCCGGGAACAUUUUAUACACCAUUUGCUUGAAGACUCUCUUGACCUGAGAUGUUUUUAAUCAUUUUAAAAAUUCCUGGAAAUCCACCACACAUAUUUUACUAGAGUUAAUC
Messenger RNA from Scleropages formosus (Asian bonytongue), 4874 nucleotides. It is a transcript of the gene adamts13, whose product is annotated as ADAM metallopeptidase with thrombospondin type 1 motif, 13. The record is from RefSeq and is a predicted model, not a curated record. Gene Ontology annotation, biological process: proteolysis; extracellular matrix organization. The transcript is spliced from 30 exons. The coding region runs from base 125 to 4708 and encodes 1527 amino acids. NCBI's taxonomy places the organism in Eukaryota, Metazoa, Chordata, Actinopteri, Osteoglossiformes, Osteoglossidae. Gene Ontology annotation, cellular component: extracellular matrix. Gene Ontology annotation, molecular function: metalloendopeptidase activity.